Aphidius gifuensis is the source of this 867-nucleotide messenger RNA. RefSeq lists its product as uncharacterized. The transcript has a single exon. The record is from RefSeq and is a predicted model, not a curated record. NCBI's taxonomy places the organism in Eukaryota, Metazoa, Arthropoda, Insecta, Hymenoptera, Braconidae. Bases 1 to 867 code for a protein of 288 amino acids.
AUGAAUUAUGAAAAUGCUGGAUGGCUGAAUCCUGAUAGUCAAUAUAAAUUAACAAACGCAGCUGGUUAUUUUGAUAUAUGUAUACCAUUAAAAAUGCUACUUGGCUUUGCUGAAGACUACCAAAAAAUCAUUGCCAAUGCAAAGCAUGAAAUUAUCAUGAUACGAUCACGUACUGAUAAGGAUGCAAUUGUUCCCACUGAUCUCGCACUUCUAGAGGAAGUUCAAUUCGAUUUAAAAAUUACAAAAAUUGAAUGGUUAGUUCCAUAUGUCAGCCUAUCAAAUAAAAAUAAAAUGGAAAUGAUAAAAUACAUUCAAAAAGAUCCAGUCAUAUCUAUUGGCUUUAGAAGUUGGGAUUUGUAUGAAUAUCCAGUAUUGCCAACAACUAAUCAUCAUAUUUGGUCUGUAAAGACAUCAACUCAAUUGGAAAAACCUCGUUAUGUCAUUCUCGCAUUCCAAACAAAUAGAAAAAAUAUAUGGAAUUUAAAUAUGACAGAUUUUGACCAUUGUAAUAUAACAAAUGUUAAAUUAUAUCUUAAUUCACAAAUUUUCCCAUAUGAGAAUUUAAAUUUAGAUAUUGAAAAAAAUCAAUUCUCUUUAUUAUACGAUAUGUAUGCUAAUUUUGGGGACUCAUACUAUGAGACAAAGCUUAACUUAUUCUCAAAAGAUUUUUUUAUUAAUCGGACUCCAUUUAUUGUCAUUGAUUGUAGUAAGCAAAAUGAAACAUUAAAAACUGGUGCUGUGGAUGUACGUCUAGAGUUUGAAUCAAAGGGAAAUUUUCCAGCAAGAACAACAGCAUAUUGUUUAAUAUUACAUGAUAAUAUCAUCCAGUAUAGACCAAUAAGUGGCAUAGUUCACAAGCUUACAUAA